GUUGAAGAGCGGAACACCGGGACGCCACUGCUGUUGGACGUGGCCGCCACUGACUCCUCCAAUGAGGCUCACGUGAUCACUGAUGGUCUGGCGGCCCCAGAGGCGCGUUUGAUGCCGCUGUUGGGCUUUUUGAUGAAGGCCUUGCGCGAAGCGACCUUUCCCACGUUGCUCGCGCAGAAGGGUCUCAGCGUCGACAUCUCAAAGGCUGAUGCCAGCAAAAAAGAGGACAAGAUCCGCAUCCUGAAUUGCAUCAGACUGCCGCAAGCAAGGACGAAGGCCAGGAACAAGGCCCUGGCAGCGCAUUUUGCCAUCGCUUCCUGGUUUGGUGCCGUUACGCAGGGGCACGACACCAGCAACCUCCGGAGAGCCCUAGCGGCCGACAGCUCACGGCAUAUGGUGGAGUUGUCCUUCACAGGCUGCCGUGGCUUUGGGGAUAACUCGCUGCAGCAGCUGCUGAAUCACUUGCCGAGGCUUUUCGGGUUGGGAUACCAAUGGAUGUACAGUAAUGGAAUGGUAAUGAGUGCAUUUCUCAUUCCGUCCAAUUUGCAGGAGAUGCCUCCACUGGAGCAGCUCAUCCUGCGCUUCACGGGCUCCAGGUUGGCAGAUGCGUCCGGCUUGGCACAGAUGCUCGACACAGAGCAGUGCCUCGCACGGUCGCUGAAAUCGUUGCAGCUGUGGUUUUCCAACCUUCCGUCCUUGGUGGAGCUGGGCUCAUGGGAGCCGCUCACAAAGCUACAGCUGGAAGAGUUGGUUUUACAGCUGAAGCGCUGUGGCCAAGUUCCUCCUGAAGCAAAGCAGUCGUUGUAUGAGUGUGUCAAACAACUGAAGAGAGCCAGGAGGGGACUGGAUCUUCGGUUGACGAUUGAGGCUGGGGAGCUCCUAAUGCUGAUUUGGUGUGAGUUAAUGCACGUGGAGCUGGCUGGUAGCAAGGCUGUGGACUACGUAGAUUUUGACGACGCCAUGGACGACUGUGGAGGGCGAGCUCCCUUUCCAUGCAGCCACAGCAGAUGCCAUGAAUUCCACGAAAACGUUCAUGGCUUUUGCCCUAAACAUCGGCUACUGCGACACUGGUGGAAACUGGCAUCCUGGUGGCGGACAGCUUGGCGAUGGGCCGAACUCAGCUUACUUUUUGCAAUGCAGGCUGCUGCUGAGAUUCAGCAGCGGACGACCCUUGCUGUGAUCCUGCUGUCGCUGUACCCCGUUGCCUGCUUGUCGCUGGAAGAGUCUUUGGGAGUUCCAUGGGCUGUGAUCUGCACUUUGCUCUCCGUGAUAGUGCUGAGUAGCAUCGUGACGACGAGCAUUCGCUUUGACACCGUGAGAAUGCAAAUUCUGCAGGAAGCGGUGGCAACAGAAGCGAGUUACUCCCAGGUGCUUCAGCUGCCAGAGACUCAGAGCGUCAUGCUCCGUGUUCCUACAAUGGGCUGCGGCUAUGCAGAUCCUCGAGAACUACGUCAACAAAGCGAAGAUUUGAGAGCCAUGAAUGUGGCGCUGCCGGAUGCUACAUUGAAGCUGAAACUGCUGACCAAUUUGAGUGACGAAGAGAAGCGAAGCCCGCAACAAGUUCUGGACGCGCUUCGAUUUGAAUUGAUGUGCGAAAACAUGCAAUCCGUUCAGGAAGCAUUCAAGGGCCUCAAGGACCGCCUUGCGAGCGAAGAAAUGGUCGCUUUGGGCGUGCGGAUCGCUGGUGUCCGGGACACCUUUGCCGAGAUGAGCGGGGCCAGCGGCCAAAAAUGCUGCCAGGUAGUUCUGCAGGUGGAAGAUUAUUAUUCCUCCGUCUUUCUCAUGGAUGUCACUCUGACCAGGCUCGAGAAUCAGCUGAGCGAUUUGACCAAGUUGGCGGACAAUUUUGGGCUGUUGGAUGACGUGAAAUCAAAAUGGGAGACUUCACUGAGGCUUUGCAAUGAUGCAUCCAGUGUCGGGCCUUUGACCAUGGCAGGGACUAUUUUCUUGCAGAUUGUGGCGUUGGUCGUGUCCUUCUUCAUGGCCGUCCAAUAUUUCCUCCGUUACGCUCCCAGGAGACUGUUCGGUCUUUUCCCACCCUGGUGCCUUGUGGCCAUGAAACUGGAUGAAAAUCGCCAUAAUGAAGAAGCCCGGAUGGAGGCCGCAUUUCUGGCCCUGCCCUACUUGGUCCUGGUCGUGGUGUUUCUGUUACAGCUGUUGUGCCGAAAGACGAGUCGGAAGAGGUCGCGACCCACGGAGGUGCUUUAUGAAAAGUAUUUUGGGUUGCGCGGAGCUUACUACCCCUUCAAGGUGGCGAUCUUCCAAUGCUUCACCGUUGCGGUGCAGGCCUUGGGAAAGAUCUCCUUGUUGGGUGGCCUCGUUACCUUCGCCCAAGAAGAGCAAGAUGCGAAUGCCAUUCUUUGGCUUAGUGUCGGCUUCUGGGCUUUCUUUGCCCUACUCUGUUGGAACAGUCUCUAUCCCGCCUUUCUUCUGAUGUUCCCUGACACUGCCUGGGCUCGAAUUGGAGCAGCAUUUAUGGAUGCUGCUUUGGACCUUGGCUACAUCUUGACCUACCUGGGUAUGGUUUUGGUGGCCAUGCUGCGAUUGCAGACAGCCUCCGAAGGCCGGGGAAAUUUUGGCGAGGACUUGACGUUGCAAUUCAGCAAUCGUAUUAGCCCCGUGUUCGCCUUUCCCACUGACUUUCUGGGCUAUGGCGCUGUGUAUUUUAACGUAGCGCACGCAUGCUGCAUUGCACACAUUUUGCAGCACACCAAUUGGAGCUUGCCAGUGCGACCCAGGGGCGAGCGCCAAAAACGGAGAUGCCUUCCAACACUAUUUGGGUGUUCCCUUUCCAUUGUGCUCCUUUCGAUGCUGGUGAUUCUCCUGGUGACGCAGGACGUUUUUCCAAUGAACCAUGGACAGGAUUUCACGUGUUUUCCGUGCCGUUGCUCUGACAAUGCUGACUCAGCUGGCCAACAGAUUGACAGCUGCACCCUUGCAGCCGUCCUCAGACAGAAGCAGGUGCACCUUGCUGCGAAGAACAUCACGGCCGUGGACCCAAAGGCUUUCAGCUCACUUGGACAUGUGCAGCGCCUGUCAUUGGCGAACAACAGCUUGAUCCAUCUGCCUCCGGGCCUCUUCGAAGGUCUAUCAUCUUUGGAGCAGUUGGACUUGACCCGAGUUGAGCUGGCAACACUUCACGAAGAUUCCUUUCGGGGCUUGGAGCAGCUGAAACUAUUGGCGAUGAGACACCUGUCAGCACCUGUCAGCGACAACCAGCUCACCGAGCUCUCGGCUGCGAUGCUGCAACAUUUGCCGCUGUUGGAGCAGCUUCUCUUGGGCGGCAAGCGGGACAGGCAAAACAGAGUUAUCGUGAAAGGCAAUCGCAUCGAGGAGCUCGGGGCCAUCUUCGGACACAACGAACAGCUGCAGGUGAUCGACUUCAGCGGCAACAAGCUCCAGAAGAUUGACCCAGCUACCUUUGCAGGACCAAAGAAGCUCCGAUGGCUGAGUUUGAAAUCAAACCAGUUGACGCGGGAGAUCUGGAGUCCUGGGGCCCUGGGGUGUGGGCAGGAUUGUGGCACUGUGGAGGUGGACAUGUGCGGUUCCUGCUUCAGUUCCAUCCUGAGUCGCUUAGGCAGCUGUGCAAAUCCAGCAGAUUCAUCCAGAUUCGUGUUCAGCUGCUUAGUUUUCCGAUUGCUCGAUUUCCUUGGAAUUUUUGCAAUGGCCACAGCUGCCGUAACCCUCCCCGGUGGCGCCGGCGCAUCGGGCGUGAUCCCAUGCCCACUGCCCGCGACGGUGGAAGAUGCCAUUUGCGCUGCGCAAAAGAUGCAGCCAGGUGGCUGGAAGAAUGCCGUGCUUUCCCAGGGUGUCCAACGUUUAAAACCAGGCACUGCCCUGGAAGCUGCUGCGUUGCUUGGUUUCGAAGACGUAUACUGCACUGCUGGACUGGUGACGUGUCGUGUCUUCGACAGCUACGCUACUCCUCCAGGCAGCCGUGCGAUCAACGUCCCACAAACGGAAUGCCGUGGUAUCAACUUGAAGCAGCUGUCGCAGCUGGUGGAUUUCAUCCGUGACCAUGCGCACCUCUGGGUGGAGACGUACUCUGGCAGCCCAAACUUUGAACAGCCGUUGGAGCUGCAGACCUUCAACCUCUACCACACAUCUCAUUGGGUCAUAAAGCCAGCCACCCUGCGGUACAGGUGCAGCUUCGUGGAGCUCGUUGCCAAAGACGCAGAAACGCAGUUCCCGUGUUGGUUUGUGAGCCAUGCGUGGCAAGAAGCCGUGUGUCGCUUUGUUGCUUGCCUGCGCCAGCACGCGGAACUGCGGAAUGCCGUGGGACUAGCAUACUGGGUCUGUGCGUACGCAAAUAAUCAACACAAGCUGCAGGUUGAAGAGCGGAACACCGGGACGCCACUGCUGCUGGAUGUGGCCGCCACUGACUCCUCCAAUGAGGCUCACGUGAUCACUGAUGGUCUGGCGGCCCCAGAGGCGCGUUUGAUGCCGCUGCUGGGCUUUUUGAUGAAGGCCUUGCGCGAAGCGAACUUUCCCACGUUGCUCGCGCAGAAGGGUCUCAGCGUCGACACAAGCAAGGACGAAGGCCAGGAUUUGACUGUCGUCGCGCCCCUUCAAGAUCCAAAUUAUUCAGCUGUGACGCUGGGCCUCGAUCAACGAGUGGCGAACAAGGCCCUGGCAGCGCAUUUUGCCAUCGCUUCCUGGUUUGGUGCCGUUACGCAGGGGCACGACACCAGCAACCUUCGGAGAGCCCUGGCGGCCGACAGCUCACGGCAUAUGGUGGAGUUGUCCUUCACAGGCUGCCGUGGCUUUGGGGAUAACUCGCUGCAGCAGCUGCUGAAUCACUUGCCGCAGCUGCGUCUGCUUCGCUUGGAUUUGGCCUUUAGCGGGGUCCAAUCAUGGAACGUCCAGGAGAUGCCUCCACUGGAGCAGCUCACCCUGCGCUUCACGGGCUCCAGGUUGGCAGAUGCGUCCGGCUUGGCACAGAUGCUCGACACAGAGCAGUGCCUCGCACGGUCCUUGGUGGAGCUGGGCUCAUGGGAGCCGCUCACAAAGCUACAGCUGGAAGAGUUGGUUUUACAGCUGAAGCGCUGUGGCCAAGUUCCUCCUGAAGCAAAGCAGUCGUUGAGGGGACUGGAUCUUCGGUUGACGAUUGAGGAGGUGGAGCUGGCUGGUAGCAAGGCCGUGGACUACGUAGAUUUUGACGACGCCAUUGACGACUGCGGAGGGCGAGUCUGGCGAUGGGCCGAACUCAGCUUACUUUUUACAUUGCAGGCUGCUGCUGAGAUUCAGCAGCGGACGACCCUUGCCGUGAUCCUGCUUUCGCUGUACCCCGUUGCCUGCUUGUCACUGGAAGAGUCUUUGGGAGUUCCAUGGGCUGCGGUCUGCACUUUGCUCUCCGUGAUAGUGCUGAGUAGCAUCGUGACUACGAGCAUUCGCUUUGACACCGUGAGAACGCAAAUUCUGCAGGAAGCGGUGGCAACAGAAGCAAGUUACUCCCAGGUGCUUCAGCUGCCAGAGGCUCAGAACGUCAUUGGGGUGCCUUGGCUGCCAAGCCAUGCGGGCAACAUGCUCCGGGUUCCCACAAUGGGUUGCGGCUAUGCAGAUCCUCGAGAACUACGUCAAAGUGAAGAUUUGAGAGCCAUGAAUGUGGCGCUGCCGGACGCUAGAUUGAAGCUGAAGUUGCUGACCAAUUUGAGCGACGAAGAGAAGCGAAGCCACUCGACCAUCUUAGCAGCUUCUCGUGCUGGUGCCAGCCCGCAAGAAGUUCUGGACGCGCUUCGAUUCGAAUUGAUGUGCGAAAACAUGCAAUCCGUUCAGGAAGCAUUCAAGGGCCUCAAGGACCGCCUGGCGAGCGAAGAAAUGGUCGCUUUGGGCGUGCGGAUCGCUGGUGUCCGGGACACCUUUGCCGAGAUGAGCGGGGCUGCCAGCGGCCAAAAGUGCUGUCAGGUAGUUCUGCAGGUGGAAGAUUACUAUUCCUCCGUGUUUCUCAUGGAUGUCACUCUGACCAGGCUCGAGAAUCAGCUGAGCGAUUUGACCAAGUUGGCGGACAAUUUUGGGCUGUUGGAUGACGUGAAAUCAAAAUGGGAAACUUCACUGAGGCUUUGCAACGAUGCAUCCAGUGUCGGGCCUUUGACCAUGGCAGGGACCAUUUUCUUGCAGAUUGUGGCGUUGGUCGUGUCCUUUUUCAUGGCCGUCCAAUAUUUCCUCCGUUACGCUCCCAGGAGACUGUUCGGUCUUUUCCCACCCUGGUGCCUUCUGGCCAUGAAACUGGAUGAAAAUCGUCAUGCCCAUGAGUCCAAUGAGACGUUCUUGGAGGCCGCAUUACUGGCCCUGCCUUACUUGGUCCUGGUUGUGGUGUUCCUGUUACAGCUGUUGUGCCGAAAGACGAGUCGGAAGAGGCCGCGACCCACGGAGGAAAAGUAUUUUGGGUUGCGCGGAGCUUACUACCCCUUCAAGGUGGCGAUCUUCCAAUGCUUCACCGUUGCGGUGCAGGCCUUGGGAAAGAUCUCCUUGUUGGGCGGCCUCGUUACCUUCGCCCAAGUACAACAAGAUGCGACUGCCAUUCUUUGGCUUGGUGUCGGCUUCUGGGCUUUCUUUGCCCUGCUGUGUUGGAACAGUCUCUAUCCCGCCUUUCUUCUGAUGUUCCCUGACACUGCCUGGGCUCGAAUUGGAGCAGCAUUUAUGGAUGCUGCUCUGGACCUUGGCUACAUCUUGACCUACCUGGGUAUGGUUUUGGUGGCCAUGCUGCGAUUGCAGACAGCCUCCGAAGGCUGGGGAAAUUUUGGCGAGGACUUGACGUUGCAAUUCAGCAAUCGUAUCAGCCCUGUGUUCGCCUUUCCCUCUGACUUUCUGGGCUAUGGCGCCGUUUAUUUUAACUUUGUGCACGCAUGCUGCAUUGCACACAUUUUGCAGCACACCAAUUGGAGCUUGCCAGUGCGACCCAGGUGUUUUCCGUGCCAUUGCUCUGACAAUGCUGACUCAGCUGGCCAACAGAUUGACAGCUGCACCAUUGCAGCCGUCCUCAGACAGAAGCAGGUGAACCUGGCUGCGAAGAACAUCACUGCCGUGGACCCAAAGGCUUUCAGCUCACUUGGACAUGUGCAGCGCCUGUCAUUGGCGAACAACACCUUGAUCCACCUGCCUCCGGGUCUCUUCGAAGGUCUAUCAUCUUUGGAGCAGUUGGACUUGACACGAGUUGAGCUGGCAACACUUCACGAAGAUUCCUUUCGGGGCUUGGAGCAGCUGAAACUAUUGGCGAUGAGCGACAACCAGCUCACCGAGCUCUCGGCUGCGAUGCUGCGACAUUUGCCGCUGUUGGAGCAGCUUCUCUUGGGCGGCAAACGCGACAAGCGAAAUCAUGUCAUCGUGAAAGGCAAUCGCAUCCAGGAGAUCGGAACCAUCUUCGCACGCAAC
This is a messenger RNA of Cladocopium goreaui, 7371 nucleotides long. The record is from the annotation of a GenBank genome assembly. Lineage: Eukaryota; Dinophyceae; Suessiales; Symbiodiniaceae.